Folsomia candida is the source of this 444-nucleotide messenger RNA. RefSeq lists its product as uncharacterized. The record is from RefSeq and is a predicted model, not a curated record. The transcript has 4 exons. The coding region runs from base 53 to 421 and encodes 122 amino acids. NCBI's taxonomy places the organism in Eukaryota, Metazoa, Arthropoda, Collembola, Entomobryomorpha, Isotomidae.
AGUCACAACCAUCUGGUAGGUAGCUCCCGUGCCAAACAAUCAAAAAUCAAUCAUGCCGCCGAACAAGCAAUUACUAAUUGCCGCAAGUUUAAUCAUAACCAGUUUCCAAAUCGAUGCCUAUCCUCGACCUUCUGCAGAAAUCGGAUUGGACCCGGCAACCUUGAACGAAGCGGGAGAACCCGAUUUUAAAACGAAACGGCAAGAAGAAGAAGCACCACCAGCGAACGAAACGGAAACCCCGGUUCCCGAAAAACAGCCACCCCCACUGCCCGAACUUCUCCAAAGGUUGCAAGAUGCACAAAAGGCUGCCCAUGUCAUCCAAUAUACCCACACGAUAGAACCAGAGAGUCAUCAUAAAGGAUUGCUCACCAGUUUAUACGAUUCCGCUGUCAAGGCUGUGCAUCAUAUGGGUUACUCCUGAUCGACAUAAAUGUUGAUCCAUAG